CGUAUCGCCGAACGCGAUCCGGGACGUACUCUCUCAAUUCAUCCGCUGAAGACGAGCAUGCCGCGGCGAGACACAGGAGCAUGCUCGAUUUGACGUCUCUAGCUGGUCCAUCGAGUGCUCAGAUGGUACCGGCUGUAUCGGGAUCCGAUGCCAUGGUAUCCCCUACAGACUUUGCCGAUAUGGCGAGUCCGGAAGAACUGGCAGAACUUGCGAGGUUGGAGAGGGGUGGCCGACCCAUGCGGAAGGAAAGACGCAAAUUGCAGAACCGUCUUGCUCAGCGAGCUUUCAGAGCUAGGUCGCGGGUGUUGAGGAAGGAUGCCGCAAGUCAUCUGGCCGACGUGGAAGAGAGGAAUGCCAGUCAGCAGUCCGAGUUGGAGCGACUACAUCGUAUGGUCGACCAGCUUGAACAAGAGAAUAAGAGUUUGAAGCGGCAGUGGCAAUCGUCUUAGAGAGGGUGUGCUGUUGGGGGGCCGAGUAUCACGACGGUUCAUUUUGCCCUGCGAAUAGGCUGUCGUGACUUGUUCGAAAACGGACACACAGUGUGGACAAUUGGUGAGAAGGUGGUCAACCCGAGGGGAAUCUGUGUGUGCUGUAUUGUGUGACAUAUUGAGGAAGCAAGGGGAAAAGACGGAUUAGCGGGGAGAGGAUAAGGCACGCGGACGACACUCUUCCG
Molecule: messenger RNA, 673 nt
Organism: Kockovaella imperatae
Lineage: Eukaryota; Fungi; Basidiomycota; Tremellomycetes; Tremellales; Cuniculitremaceae
Exons: 3
Coding region: 81-449 (122 amino acids)
Biological process (GO): regulation of DNA-templated transcription
Molecular function (GO): DNA-binding transcription factor activity
Source: RefSeq, a predicted model, not a curated record